Suillus discolor is the source of this 849-nucleotide messenger RNA. RefSeq lists its product as uncharacterized. The coding region runs from base 43 to 849 and encodes 268 amino acids. The transcript is spliced from 3 exons. Lineage: Eukaryota; Fungi; Basidiomycota; Agaricomycetes; Boletales; Suillaceae. The record is from RefSeq and is a predicted model, not a curated record. Gene Ontology annotation, cellular component: mRNA cleavage and polyadenylation specificity factor complex; nucleus. Gene Ontology annotation, molecular function: protein binding.
UACCAUGACACAGCUCGCCUCUAUAUAUUCACCUUGGAUCUCAUGGGUCGAAAUUACCCCAUUAUCACGGCUGUCAACGGUCUCCCUUACGACAGCGUGUCUCUCCUCCCCUGCACAACUUCACUUGGAGGUGUCAUCGUCCUCACAAGCAAUUCCAUCAUUUAUGUCGAUCAAGCAGCUCGCCAUGUGUCCCUUCCUGUCAAUGGCUGGGCUACACGUGUAAGUGAUAUGCCAAUGCCUCCAGCAGACAAAGACCUUGGCCUGUAUCUCGAAAGUAGUCGGCUCGUGUUUGUCGAUGAAAAGACUUUCUUUGUUAUUCGAAAGGAUGGCAUGAUACACCCCAUCGAGAUUAUCCUUGACGGGAGGACUGUAUCCAAACUAGUGCUAUUCCCCGUUAUUGCUCAGACAACCAUACCAGCUGUCGCCAGACUACUAAAUGACGACCUGCUUUUUGUAGGCAGCAUGGUUGGACCGUCGGUAUUGAUGAAGACUGCUAGAGAAGAGGUACCUCUCGAGCUUCCUGCGCAGCAAACUGGUGUUUCCGCCACUAUGAAUUUUUCUGAUAGUAUGGAUUUAGACAAUGACGAUGAUCUAUACGGCGAUUCACAGACAGCCACACAGAUGGCAGUUGGAGCAGCAUCGGGAGCUAGUGCUAUGACAAAGACUCGUUCCAUCAUUCACCUUUCAUUGUGUGACUCAUUACCUGCAUAUGGCCCAAUUGCUGAUAUGACAUUCUCUCUUGCUAAGAACGGAGAACAUUUUGUUCUGGAACUUGUUGCUGCCACAGGAGCAGGUCAUUUAGGCAGAUUCACCCUUUUCCAAGUGAACUGCUUGCGACUCUCAUCAUGA